GUCGAAACUUAGCGCGUUAGCGACACCCGCUGGUCAAAUCAAAAUUCUAUUGAAUUAUUAUAGUUAGUAUGUUGUAUUUCGAUGGAGCUAUAACAUAUUUCUGGUCAAUUAUAGACAUGAUUAAAAAUGUUAAAAAAUUGUUAAUACAAUACAUAUUUUAGGUACAUUUUAAGAAAAUGAUUCGUUACGUAACCAUAUUUUUUUUCGUCUGUAAAUGGCUGAGUUUUGUUUUCGUGGCGGUUUUUUGCUACGCAAUACCUGCAGAGAUCAAAAAGGUUGGGGGGGUGAUAUAUACUAUAGUAUAUUGUACUUUUAAUCAAUUUACCAUAGUGAAUACCACCGAAUAUUGCAGUAUGCUAUAAUAGUUGAACUAUACAGCUUUUAUAUUAUACUAUACUACACCACACUAUUGCUGCUACCCAUAUUCUAUUGAAGGUUAUAAUAAAUAUAUUUGAUUUUUGAUGCCACCGGGAGGCCAAAGCACACAGUCGGUUGUUUUGUGAGCCACACAGCGCCCCCUGUAGGAAUAAAAUCUCGUUCACAUCUGCAUACAGACGCGCUGAUUCUGAUUUAUCUGCCUUUGACUGCGACAGGUGCGUCUCCGUUUCGUCCUCCUAAAAUGCGCAAACGGUGAUUCUUACAUCCAAAAACAGUACAGAUGAUGUCAAAUAUGAUGUAAGGAAGAGCGUUUUCUCCUUUCACCGUUGGAGAGGAGCGGUAAGCGUCAUUAUGCUUUUGUCGGCGCUCAUCUGUUCUGUUCUUCUCUGUGUGACGAGCGCGACUCGAUCCUCUCCGACAUCCGAUCUCACAUCCAAGAUAUCGGGCGUGGAGGAGCUGCUGGAGGAGUUCCGCAAGCAGCUCCAGCAGGAUGAGUCGGACUCCGGAGUGGACGAUGAGGACGGAGACGUCUGCGUGAGCGGCUUCGCGGUGGCGGAGGAGCGCAUCAUCCGGGCGAGCGCGUCCAUCGAGCAGGGCGCCUCGUUCCUGUCCGCGCCGCCGCGGGUGUUCAGCUGGAGGGACUGCGUGCACGCCUGCUGCUCGCACCCGCGAUGCACGGACGCCAUCAUUCAGGAGGACCUGAAGCAGCCGGACGACAGCUUACGCUGCUAUCUGUUCAACUGCACGUACAGGGGCAGGAACGUGUGCUCGUUCUCCUUUCAGCCCGGGUUCAGCACCUACAGCCGGGCGAACAGCACCAGACCCAUCGAGCCCGUCACCGACACCGCAUCCCGGAGACCAUCGCACGGGUCAGAAGAGCUGCAGGAUUUGGAUGAGCCGCCCCGCAGUGAUGCCGGACAGGAUCUUGUGGUUCAGCUCCCGACAGACUGGGCCGUGCUGGACGGCAGAGACAGCACUGAUGAUCACGGCAUCGCACAUUACCAAUGGACUCUUGUCAAAGGAGAUUCCUCUGUUCGCAUGAAGGUGACUCAUCCGGGUCUGCUGAAACUCGGUGGUCUCAGAGAGGGAAUGUACACCUUCCAGAUAACUGUGACUGACACAGCUGGACAGAAGAGCUCUGAUAAUGUGUCCGUAAGCGUCCUCGCACCAGCGCCAAAUGCAGAAGUGUGUACAGGUCACUGUUCUCGCUAUCAGUUCAUGUGUGACGACGGCUGUUGUAUUGACAUUGGUUACGCCUGUGAUGGGAAGCAGCACUGCCCUGAUCGAUCAGAUGAAAACUUCUGCCAAAACUUUGACAGCAGUCAUAAAUCCAGCCCCCCCUCUAGACUUGGACCGGACAUACAAACUGAAACAGCAGCCCAACAACCAUCCUCAAAAAUACAAACCCCUGAUAUCCCCUAUAAACCUGAACAACGCUAUGCGACGAGUAACCAAGAUCCCUGUUUAUUGCCUCCAGUGGUCGGCCCGUGUAAAGGUGUUUUUCCACGCUGGUAUUAUGAUUCUGUGACAGGACAGUGUCUGCACUUCCAGUAUGGCGGCUGCAAGGGAAACCACAACAACUUUCUGCAGAAAUCCGACUGUGUCAAUGAGUGCCUUCAGAAACCAUCAGUAACAAAAGAGCAGGCGACCGCGACUCCAUCACUUGGCAUGAAAACAUACACAUCAGCCGUAGUGACAGUCAAGGAGGAGAAACAUCCAUCUCCUUUUCUGGUGCGUCAAAAUUCACUUCCUGUAUCUAAAGUACAUCGCCUAAUGGAAGGACACCCUCCUCCCGAGUCAGGUGCCAUUCUUCCUCUGGCUUUGGGUCUGAUCAUCAGCAUUCUGCUGUUAUUGAUGGUGAUCUGCAGACUCUGGCUUGUGCGCCGUAAACUGAAGAAAGCUUUGCCUCUCACCACAGAAGAGUCUGAUUAUCUUAUCAAUGGCAUGUAUUUAUAGCAGAAUAGCCACCUGACCAUCAAACCGCUGCUCUAUUCAUGUGUGUGUGUUUAGAAGCUAUCUUUAUUCUUACCUCAAAGUUUUCUUUAGAUAUCCCACUUCACGUGCUCUCUGUUCAGUAUGUUAUAUGUCAGCAGUGUCUGGAUGACAUGUUUUUGGAUAUUUCCCACAAACCAUUGCGUCACAGAAAAAUAGGGGGUUCUUAUGUUUCUUUGGUGAUGAUGAAUGCAAACGAGAUGAAAGUUUCUGUGUUAUUGUAUGUUCCUGGCUUAAUGCAUACUUCAGAGCACAUACUUUGUUAUACUCGUUUGAAGUGUGCAGUUGUGUAAGAUCUUGCGUUAUUUUUAUGAUGCAUGAAGCACCACUACUGUAGCUUGCCUGAUUUUACAUCUCGGUCGCCUUACUUGACACUUCCGAGCCUUAUUAUGAUAAAUAUUUCCUUUCGUUUUGUAUGCUUGACAACAUGUGGAACUGUUGUCAUAAUAAAAAAAAAGACCCAGACAUCCCUUGAAAACAUAUAAAUGGCCUUAUAUGGUAGAAUUUUCAAUGUUUUUAUGGCUUACUGUGAUAUUACAAACUAGUCUGUAUAAUUCAAUCUUCAGAUGUUUUGUGAAAUUGUUUAAUCAAAACUAUUUAACUGUAAAAACAUAAAUUAUACUAUAUUUAAAAUGUCAGGAUGGUAAAUCAUCCAUUAAAAUGUGGACCAUCUGUG
Messenger RNA from Triplophysa dalaica, 3046 nucleotides. RefSeq names its product low density lipoprotein receptor-related protein 11 (gene lrp11). The transcript has 9 exons. The record is from RefSeq and is a predicted model, not a curated record. Gene Ontology annotation, molecular function: serine-type endopeptidase inhibitor activity; protein binding. Bases 730 to 2334 code for a protein of 534 amino acids. NCBI's taxonomy places the organism in Eukaryota, Metazoa, Chordata, Actinopteri, Cypriniformes, Nemacheilidae.